AUGACAUUGUACAAUGCAUACAAAAAGCGGAAAAAGAACAUUGAUGUUGACCUAGAAGAAUAUAACAAAAUGAAAGAAGCAGAUGCAGAGUUCUAUCGAGAAGCUUCAAGCCUCAAAUAUGGAAAGGCACCUAAGAUUUCAGAAGAUAAGAUUGAGAAGAUGGUGAAGGAACUUAAGAACUGGGAAGAAAAGCGCCAUUCGUUUAGCCGGAGGAGGAAGUUUCAUGAAGAGAAGGAUAUUGAUUCAAUCAAUGAUCGAAAUGAGCAUUUCAACAAGAAGAUUGGGAGGGCCUUUGGAAAAUACAUACUGGAAAUAAAAAAUAAUCUUGAACGAGGAACUGCAUUGCCUGACUAAGGUAUAUUGGUCAUUGCUAUGCUUUGUUUGAAUGCUUUUGUGUAAUUGAGCAAGCAGUAAAUGCUUAAGCCCGGCUUCCUUGCCUUCAUAAAUCUAUUGGCCAUCUGAUUUAGUUUCAGAGAUACUCAACUUGGCUAUCUGGUUUGACUGGAUUAUAGUGAAUCUGAUGCUGAUACAAGAACACCUGGCAAUGUAUUUCAUGCUCAUCUUUUGGGUAAUCUAUUAUUGCUUCAUUUUUGGCUGAAGCAUGACGUGGACUAGUCCAGAA
Messenger RNA from Durio zibethinus, 622 nucleotides. Lineage: Eukaryota; Viridiplantae; Streptophyta; Magnoliopsida; Malvales; Malvaceae. The record is from RefSeq and is a predicted model, not a curated record.